CUGGUUGAAAGAUUUCAUCAUGUUUCAUUCUUUGACGAAGGACGAAGAGAUGGAGAAGAGUGAGCUGCCCAUGCGCUGGCUGGUGCUGUUCCUGUCCUGCACCCUCAUGAUCGGCAACUACUACUGCUUUGACAACCCCGCGGCGCUUAAGAGUCAGCUGCAGCAGCACUUCAACAACCUUCCCGCCGAGCGCUACGAAUUCCUCUAUAACUUGCUGUACACGCUGUACUCGAUUCCAAACAUCAUCCUUCCAUUCUGCGGGGGAUUUCUCGUCGAUCGCCUCGGUGCCCGCGUCACCCUCCUUAUCUUUGCAAGCAUCAUCACAGUGGGCCAGAUCGUGUUCGCCAUCGGAUGCUCCACGACCCAGUUUAACGUCAUGCUGCUCGGACGCGUGUUGUUUGGAUUGGGCGGCGAAAGCCUCGGGGUCGCGCAGAGCACGCUUGUGGCGUCGUGGUUUAAGAACAAGGAGCUUGCAUUAGCGCUCGGCAUCAACCUCAGCAUUGCGCGCCUCGGCAGCGUCUUCAACAACGAACUCAGUCCCGAAAUCGCGUCCGAGUACAACGUGUCGAGCGCGCUGUGGGUGGGUGUGCUCAUGUGCGGGGUAUCCCUCAUCGCCGCGCUCACGCUCGUUCCCAUCGACAAACGCGCCGACGCCGCCAUCCGCCGCGCGACUGGGUCUUCAUCGUCGUCCCUUCCCGUGAAAGCCACCCCAUCCGACCAAAGCAUGGGUUUGCACGACUUGCGGCAGUUUGGCCCGCUCUUUUGGCUUCUCUCAAUCUCGUGUAUGGUCGUAUACGGGUGCGUGAUUCCAUUCAAUAGCGUCGCUAGCAGCCUGCUCAUGGAGCGCGACUUCUUCAAGCAACCGCCCAUCGAGUGCCGCCGCUGCGACGUCGGCGCAUACGCCCGUCACAACUGCUCGACGCUCGCGCCGUCUUGCCCCUCCGUGCCGCCAUUUUCAUGGCCGCUGCCGUCUUUGAGUGCCAACUGCUCGGCCAUCACGACCCCGCAAGACCAAGACGCGUGCAUGCACCUCCCGCCGUACAUUUCAGAAGCCGCCAUUAACUGUGACGCCGUUGCGUGGAAGCUCGGCAAGUACACGCGCGCGUUUUGCCAGCACAAGAGCGCCGCCGCGUCGGCCGCCGCCACGCCCAUGAGCGUACCAUAUCUCAUGUCGGCCAUCCUCAGUCCGUUCAUGGGUUUCGCCGUCGAUCGCGUCGGCUGCCGCGCCGUCCUCGCGCUCGCGGCCUCGUUCGCUCUGAUUGUCGUGCAUUUGCUCUUGGGCCUGACCGAUGUCACGUAUUGGCUUCCGUUGGCGCUUCAAGGCAUGGCGUACUGUGUGUUUGCCGCGGCGUUGUGGCCGUCGAUCCCGUGUACGUGACAACGAGGAGGUUCUGCAUGUUCAUGUCAACGUGACCGAGCAACAUGGAAGCGAGUGUGGAGUGAAUCAUGGCGUGAAUGUAGAUGUGGUCGAGCCGCACAUGGUCGGCAGCGCCUACGGGGCGAUCACGUCUAUCCAGGUACGAACACACUGUGAUAUGGCACUCGCAUGCGAUACAGGGACGUUAGUUUGUACGUUUGACAUUGGAAUGCAUGCAAUGGUGGGGUAGAAUCUCGGACUGGCGGGGUUUCCACUGCUCGUGGCGUUGGAAUUUGAUCUGCAGCACAAGUACAUUCCUGGCGUGGAGAUGCAGUUUGCCAUGCUGGCUGUUCUGGGUGCGGUGGCGGGCGUCGCGCUCAACGUUGUCGACUACCGCCAUGGAUCCGUGCUCAAUCGCCGCCCCCACAGCAAGCCUACCACCACACGACACCACAAGGACGACGAACACACGGAAGCGCUGCUAGAUCCCAACCAGACCGAGUUGUAAGCUAGGGGAAUGACAGAUUGAUGCUCGCUUUGGGGUUGUACAUCUCUCCACAUGA
Aphanomyces astaci is the source of this 1920-nucleotide messenger RNA. RefSeq lists its product as hypothetical. Gene Ontology annotation, molecular function: transmembrane transporter activity. Bases 20 to 1378 code for a protein of 452 amino acids. The record is from RefSeq and is a predicted model, not a curated record. Gene Ontology annotation, biological process: transmembrane transport. The transcript is spliced from 6 exons. Lineage: Eukaryota; Oomycota; Saprolegniomycetes; Saprolegniales; Verrucalvaceae.